Molecule: messenger RNA, 1149 nt
Organism: Saccostrea cuccullata (small rock oyster)
Lineage: Eukaryota; Metazoa; Mollusca; Bivalvia; Ostreida; Ostreidae
Exons: 1
Coding region: 1-1149 (382 amino acids)
Source: RefSeq, a predicted model, not a curated record
AUGGGUAAGCAAGGCUUAGGAGAAUGUAACAGCAAUGGAGAGAGACUGUGCACUUUCUGCCAAGAAAACAACUUGAUAAUUGGUGGAACUAUAUUUAUGCACAAAGAUAUCCAUAAGACAACAUGGAACUCCCCAGAUGGACAUACGAAAAACCAAAUUGAUCAUGUCAUCAUCAACAAAAGAUGGAGAAGUAGCCUCCUGGAUGUGGUUGCAAAGCAAGGAGCAGACAUGGGAAGUGACCACUCAUUAGUACUGGCUAAAGUCAAAUUGAAGCUAAGGAAAUCAAGGAAGAAAGAUCAAAGACCGCCUCCUAUUAACAUCCAAAAGCUUAAAGAUCCAAAAGUUAUGAAAUCUUUUCAAUUGAAAGUGCAGAACAAGUUUGAGGCUCUUAUGGAACACCCAGAUGAAAUUGAUAUAGAAACAUUUAAUGAGAUACUCUUAGAAAAUGCGCAACAAAUACUUGGCCCAAGAAAGAGGAAAAAAGAGGAAUGGAUAUCAGAGAACACAUGGAAAAUAGUAGAACAACGAAAAGAAAAGAAAAAGAAAAUCCUGUCCACUAAAUCAAAGAGACAAAAAGACCAGCUCCAAGCAGAAUAUCGAACUAUAGACAAAGAAGUUAAGAAAAAUGCAAGAGCAGACAGAAAGGCAUACACUGAAAAACUAGCUAAUGAAGCAGAACAAGCAGCUUCGAAACAAGAUAUACAAACCCUCUAUCGUAUCACCAAAGCACUAGCAGGUAAAUUUCAGACAGCAGAUUUACCAGUAAAAGAUAAAAGAGGGAAUGUCUUAUCCAAAGAAGAAGAUAUACAGAAACGAUGGAAAGAACAUUUUGAGGAAGUGUUCAAUAUAAAUGAUACAGGAAAUGAGGUCCUGAUAACAUCAGCCAUUAACAUACUGGACAUUAAUACAGAUCCACCCAGUAUAGAAGAGGUAAAAAAGGCAAUAAAGAGAUUAAAAAAUGGAAAGGCUGCUGGCAUUGACCAGAUAAAUGCAGAGCUCCUCAAGGCCGAAGAGUACUGGACACCUACCAUCUUGACAAAUAUUCUACAGAACAUCUGGGAAUCAGAAGAGACACCAACCUUCUGGAGAACAGGCCUUAUUGUAAAACUUCCAAAAAAAAGGAGACCUUUCCAACUGCAACAACUAUAG